Carya illinoinensis is the source of this 1027-nucleotide messenger RNA. Its product is annotated as 26S proteasome non-ATPase regulatory subunit 2 homolog A-like. Gene Ontology annotation, cellular component: proteasome regulatory particle, base subcomplex; nucleus; proteasome storage granule. Lineage: Eukaryota; Viridiplantae; Streptophyta; Magnoliopsida; Fagales; Juglandaceae. The coding region runs from base 407 to 1012 and encodes 201 amino acids. The transcript is spliced from 10 exons. The record is from RefSeq and is a predicted model, not a curated record. Gene Ontology annotation, biological process: proteasome-mediated ubiquitin-dependent protein catabolic process.
ACCUCACCUCGAUGUCCGCCCCCUCCUUCUCCCCCAAACCCCAUGCCGGAAAUUUCCUUUUCCCCAAAUCUGGCCUCACCUCUCUCUCUCUCUCUCUCUCUCUCUCUCUCUCUCUGUAUCGCCGUCGCUAGGGGCUCCUUUUGCCACCACUCAGUCCGGCUCCACAAUCGGAGAGUACGCAUUUGCCGAUGUGGGAAAUUUGGAACACUGCGCUAAGUACUUGAACCGGACGCUUGUUACGUACGGAUUCCCGGCUUCUCUCGAUCUGUUCGCCAAUGAUCCGGUUUCUGUUGCGAGAACUUGCACUUCUGAAUCAACUGAGAGGGAGCUUGAACUUGAAGCUCAACUUGUUGAGGCCAGGAGCAUACUCCAAGAGCAGGGUAUUACAUUUGAGCUAGACGAUGAGAUGGCUGCAGAUGAUGAUGAUCGGGAGGUGUUACAGGAUAUAAUAAACAACACCAAGUUAAGCGAAGGUUAUCUUACACUUGCUCGUGAUAUUGAGGUUAUGGAACCUAAAUCUCCUGAAGAUAUCUAUAAGGCACACUUGCUUGAAGGCCGUGCUAGUGCUGGUGCAAGUGUUGACUCGGCUAGACAGAACCUUGCUGCCACCUUUGUUAAUGCUUUUGUAAAUGCUGGCUUUGGUCAGGAUAAGUUAAUGACAGUCCCAUCAGACAGUUCUAGUGGUGGCUCUUCUGCCAACUGGCUUUUCAAAAAUAAGGAACAUGGAAAGACUAGUGCUGCAGCAAGUCUUAGUAUGAUUUUACUGUGGGAUGUUGACGCUGGACUUGCCCAAAUUGACAAGUACUUCCACCUAAGUGACAACCAUGUUAUUUCUGGUGCAUUAUUAGGAGUUGGGAUUGUGAACUGUGGCAUCAAGAAUGAUUGUGAUCCUUUUCUACAUUUCGUCAUGAUAGACCCGAUUUUUUGCGCGAUAGGGACAUGUCUCCAUGGACACAAGAAGGCCAGCCCUCUUCUGAAUUCCUUAGCUAGCAGUCGUAGAUGUCUUUACUAGGUGAAUUUUCUAUUA